UAUCACAAGAUUAUUCUUUGUGGUGAUGCGAUUAAUAUUAAUUAUAUGUAUAAAUUCAAGUUGCAACAUUUGCACAUUCCAAGCACCUUUUUAUCGUUGGUUCCCAGCACUGAACAGGUAUCGGGGAAGAAUCUGUACCUUUACAGAAAGCGGAAAAUUGUAUUUGCUUGUUUGGGUAAAGUGGGUGGAGUUUUCAGUUCCUCUCAGGCUUGUUCGUCACACCUUAUCUGGAGCCCAGUUCGGCUGCUGAAAGGUAAAGAUGGCGCUGCACGCCUGUCUGGUGCUGGUUCCUGUUAUUAGCCUCUUCCUGGGAUCCGUUUCAGGAUAUUCUAGUGGAUUGGUUCAAAAUGUCUGUGAGAGUAUGAUGCCACAGCAUGGGUUCGCUGCGCAAACCUCGUCUGCACCGUACACAAUUAUUGUAAACACCACAACGUUUAAACCAGGAGAUGUCAUCUCAGUGACGCUCCAAGGAAAUUCGGGAGCCCAGUUCAAAGGAUUUUUGCUGGAAGCUCGAGCUUCUGGUUCUUCAUCCUCUGUUCCGCUUGGCACGUUCACUGCAAAUCCUGAAACUCAGCUCCUGGACUGUACACUCAGUCAAACAACCUAUGCGAAUUCUGCCGUAAGCCAUAACUCAGGAAGUUCCAAAGCAAAGACCACAGUCACAUGGCAAGCACCAGAGGCAAAUGAUGUUGAAUUCAGGGCAACAGUUGUGCAAAUCAAAAGUACAUUUUGGACUCAAGUCAAGUCACAAGUUAUUCAAAGAUCUGUAAACACUGGAUCUACCACGCUAGGGUCAACAACAACUGUGACCCCAAAAUCCACAGCCUUUUCGCAUUCAGUCUCCAUGCAAUCAAUGUCUAGUACAGGCAAUAACAUAAUAUCAAGCGUUGGAUGUGGUACCACAAAGUUUUGCUUCAGUAACCCUGCGUCAUGCAAUCCAGCCAGUAAUCAGAACUGUUUCUUCAUGUCAUCAAUCGUCGUCGAUAACCAGGGGCUAAAAUUUGAAAUGAGCGGAAAUACAGCGGGUUACAUCUCCAUUGGCUUCUCCGAUGAUCGGAAUAUGGGCGAUGAUGAUAUUUACAUUUGUGGUAGGAAUACCUUUGGAAACAUACAAGUUCAGCGAGCCUAUUCCACAGGAAGAUCAGCUCCUCGGAUUGUGCCACUGGGUGAAGUGUACAACAUAAGUGUUUCAGACACAAAUGGAGUUAUCAAGUGCUCGUUCAUCACAAGAAAUAGCAUCUCAACAACACAAAGAGCUUCCAACAAUAUGUUCUACUUAUUCUUUGCUUAUGGAUCUACAGAUGGGGAUCGGAUACAGAAACAUUCAAAGUUGCCAUUCAUCUCUUCCCAGAAGGUAGAUGUUUCAAUUCCACAGUUAACAGAAGGGACCAACAGUAAACCUAUCCUCAUCAAGGUUCACGGUGCCUUGAUGUUGAUAGCCUGGAUGACAACCGGAAGCAUUGGUAUGAUGAUUGCUGCAUUUUUUAAGAAUGUUGGAAACAGGAAGAUUUUGGGCAAGGCUGUUUGGUUUCAGGUUCACCUAUCGCUGAUGGUUCUAACUGUUGCAGCAACAAUCACUGCCUUUGUGCUGCCUUUUGUGCAUGUGAAGGGUUGGAGUUACAAUGCAGGAGCACAUCCAGUCCUCGGCUGUAUUGUAAUGGGGCUUGCGCUGAUACAGCCAAUUGUAGCCAUCUGGCGCCCUUCGCCAGAUCACAAGAGGCGAUUUAUUUUUAAUUGGUUUCACGUUCUCAUGGCUCUUGUGAUCAAAGUCCUUGCAGUGGCCGCUAUAUUUCUUGGAUUUCAACUAAUAAAUGUAGCACCGAGUCGAUGGCCUGUGAAGGUUAUGGGAGGAUUUGUUGGCUGGGAAUCCCUGAUCUACCUCCUAAUUGCAGGAAAACAAUAUUCUGGAAGAAUGGCUAUAUACAGCAAUCUCCAAAAGAAGGUGGAGCUCGAAAGCAUCCUUCUGGUUGUGUAUCUGUGUGGAAAUCUAGCUUUUCUGAUAGCACUCCUAGUGGCAAUUGGACAAACUUAAAAUGUCACUUGCAACAGUGAUGAACUAACUGUCUUGUGGACCGUGAUUCACCGGGAUUUCCUGCAUCUUUACUUAGGUCAUAACGCAAGAUUUCAACACUUUAGCCACAAAUCCAAACAGAAUUGAGCACUGAUCCUAUGUUCGCUCGUAUCUGACUGAUUCGGACAUGGCAAGGCAAUCUCAGUGGCAAGAAAACGAUCCGACUAUACUUAAAGAACGCUGCCUUUCAAAGGCAGCAUCGCACAUUCAGCUCUUAAGUUGUUCCAAAAUUAAUUGCCAAUAAGUGUGAAUGAUGUGAUUGGGAAGAAUUCCUGGUAACACUAUUAAUUUUAUUGCAUCAGUCUACAUCUUUCUUACAGUAGUUGUGAUUGAGGUAUUCAAAUGCAACAUGAAGUAUAAUGUGCCCAGCUUCAUCUUUCCGUUGCUCUUUUUUUCUUCUCCUUUCAGCGAGUGUCAGGUUCCUAUUUUAUAUUUCCUCACCUCCUUCCUGCUGCAGAGUGGUUUACAAAGGAGAGUUUCGACCCAUUUAAGUGUUUUACAAUGUUAUUAGUAAGGCUGACAAUUCAUUACUGCACAAAGAUCCCACAGCCUUUUCUUGAAGUCUCGGGAGUGAAUAUAUUGGGCACAAUAAAAAAUUGUUGUGAAGCGUAUUUGAAAGGAUCCAGCAUUGCUGCAACUAGUCACUCUCUGCUAACUUCCUUCUAUUUGGCAACAGAUUGCGUAAGAAAAGUCUGAAACAAGAAGAAACUGACAAAAAAGGGUAUUUCCUGUUCAUUGUUCACAGAUAAUAUCUAUGCAGGGACUUGAUAAUCCUCGUCUCUAAAGAAAGUUUAAAAAAACACACACACGCGCGCACAUAAAGCUUGUACUUUGUUUUCAUAAAGAAAGUUUGCUUACAGAGAA
Messenger RNA from Callorhinchus milii (elephant shark), 2935 nucleotides. RefSeq names its product putative ferric-chelate reductase 1. Bases 260 to 2032 code for a protein of 590 amino acids. NCBI's taxonomy places the organism in Eukaryota, Metazoa, Chordata, Chondrichthyes, Chimaeriformes, Callorhinchidae. The transcript is spliced from 16 exons. Gene Ontology annotation, molecular function: oxidoreductase activity, acting on metal ions. The record is from RefSeq and is a predicted model, not a curated record.